AGAGAAAAGGGUGUGUUACAAGGAAAGAGAAGAAGAAUUCCAUUAGCAACCAAAUCACACUCGAUCCUUCUCCGGUCUGUCGAACUGAUUCCAAAGGCCAAAGCUAUAAUGAGCAAUAACAACGGCAGUGUCCAAAGCCGCCUUCUUUCCCCACUUUAGUAAAAGAUUCCUGUACUCAGCCGACGAGCUCUGCCACCUCCGAUCGCGCACUCUCUCCCAAGCCACAGCCACAGCCACCGCCAUUAGAAGCCAAACCCAGAGCGCGUCCGGGUUCUAUCCAUCCAUCCAUCCAUCCGUAGAUCCGAACAACCAACCGACCCAUGCUGCCCUCCUCGCUCUCAUCGUCGUCGUCAUGGUGGGUUUCCUGUCUCCGCUUCGUCCUCGCCCUUUCGCUUCUCGGCGUGGGCUCAGGAGGAGAUCCCUACGUGUACUACCAGUGGGAAGUCUCCUACAUCUCCGCCUCCCCUCUCGGCGUGAAACAACAGGUCAUUGGAAUCAAUGGGCAAUUUCCAGGACCAAUUUUGAGUGCAACAACAAAUUGGAACGUCGUUGUGAAUAUCAAGAACAAUUUAGAUGAGCCUUUUCUCAUGACGUGGAAUGGUUUGCAGCAAAGAAAGAACUCUUGGCAGGAUGGGGUUUUAGGGACAAAUUGCCCUAUCCCUUCUGGUUGGAAUUGGACUUACGCAUUUCAAGUCAAAGAUCAGAUUGGAAGCUUCCUCUAUUUUCCAUCAGUCAACUUUCAGAAAGCUGCGGGUGGCUAUGGUGGAAUUAUCAUAAACAACAGAGACGUAAUUCCUUUGCCAUUUGGAUUGCCAGAUGGAGAUAUAACUAUCUUUAUAAGUGAUUGGUAUAUCAAGGGCUUCAAGGACCUAAGAAAAACCAUUGAAGAAGGAGGCGAUCUAGGAACUCCUGAUGGGGUUCUCAUCAAUGGUUUGGGCCCCUACCGCUACAAUGAAUCACUUGUUCCUGAUGGCAUUAUUUAUGAGACGAUAAACGUGGAUCCAGGCAAAACAUAUCGAAUUCGAGUGCACAAUGUUGGAUUCUCAUCUAGCUUAAAUUUUAGAAUACAAAAUCAUAACUUGUUUCUAGUAGAGACAGAAGGUUCUUACACUGUGCAACAGAACUACACGAACAUGGAUAUCCAUGUGGGUCAAUCGUAUUCCUUCUUGGUCACAAUGGAUCAAAAUACUAUCAGCGAUUACUUUAUAGUAGCAAGUGCUCGGUUUAGCAAUUCAACUACCAGGGAUAGAUUAACUGGAGUGGCUAUAUUGCAUUAUUCCAAUUCCCAGGGGCCUGCUUCAGGUCCACUUCCUGAUGGCCCAGAUGAGGGUGAUACAUACUUUUCAAUGAAUCAAGCAAGGUCAAUCAGAUGGAAUGUCUCUGCUGGUGCUGCUCGUCCUAACCCACAGGGAUCUUUCCGAUAUGGUGAGAUCACUGUGACUGAUGUCUACGUACUACUUAACAGACCGGCAGAGAUCAUAAAUGGGCAGAUGCGUAAUACCUUGAAUGGCAUCUCUUAUAUUGCUCCUUUUACACCUCUUAAACUUGCACAGCAAUUUGAUGUGCCAGGAGUCUAUAAGCUUGAUUUCCCAAAUCGAAUGAUGAACAGACCUGCAAAAGUUGACACAUCCAUAAUUAAUGGCACUUACAAAGGCUUUAUGGAAAUUAUUUUCCAGAAUAAUGAUACUACGAUUCAGAGCUAUCACAUGGAUGGUUAUGCAUUCUUUGUUGUGGGGAUGGAUUUUGGGAUCUGGACAGAAAAUAGCAGGGGUACCUACAACAAAUGGGAUGGAGUCGCCCGUAGCACAAUACAGGUAUAUCCUGGAGCAUGGACAGCAAUCCUUGUUUAUCUUGAUAAUGUGGGAAUAUGGAACUUGCGUGCCGAAAACCUCGACACAUGGUUCAGGGGUCAGGAAGUGUAUAUAAGUGUGGUCAAUCCAGAAGAUAGCAACAAGACCGAGCUUCCUGUGCCUGAUAAUGCUAUUUUCUGUGGUGCACUAUCAAGCUUACAGAAGCAGCAGUCACAUAGAUUUUCAUUUUCUGAAUCAUCGUCGGUUGCCAAUCUGAACAAAAUGCUGUUGUUGUGGCUGUUCAUUUCCUGGACCGGAAUCAUCUUCCUAUGACUUCGUAGACGAUAGAUACCAGAAGAAAGUGCAGGAAAGCAUACUGGAUUUGGUUGAUGUGAGAAGCUCUCGUUGUUUAUCUAAUCUCAGAUCAGUUGUUUAUGGUCUUGCAGUACAGAAGAUUCUAUCCGGAGUAAUCUAAGUGUAAAGAUUAGGCUCUGUAGAGAUCAAUUUCUUGGUUUUGAUCAGCUGCAGUAAUUUGUUGUUGUGUGAGAAGUCAGAGCUAAAACUUUCUGUUAUCAAUUCAUUUAAUUGAUUUUUACGAUUGAUUUUGA
Messenger RNA from Musa acuminata AAA Group (dessert banana), 2398 nucleotides. RefSeq names its product monocopper oxidase-like protein SKU5. The record is from RefSeq and is a predicted model, not a curated record. The transcript is spliced from 9 exons. NCBI's taxonomy places the organism in Eukaryota, Viridiplantae, Streptophyta, Magnoliopsida, Zingiberales, Musaceae. The coding region runs from base 321 to 2123 and encodes 600 amino acids. Gene Ontology annotation, cellular component: plasma membrane. Gene Ontology annotation, molecular function: oxidoreductase activity; copper ion binding.